Varanus komodoensis (Komodo dragon) is the source of this 3851-nucleotide messenger RNA. It is a transcript of the gene ANGEL1, whose product is annotated as angel homolog 1. The transcript has 10 exons. The record is from RefSeq and is a predicted model, not a curated record. Bases 15 to 2045 code for a protein of 676 amino acids. NCBI's taxonomy places the organism in Eukaryota, Metazoa, Chordata, Lepidosauria, Squamata, Varanidae. Gene Ontology annotation, molecular function: 3'-5'-RNA exonuclease activity.
GCGGAGCGGGCGGCAUGAUCGGGACGGUGCUCUGUUACGUUCUGCUGCCCCUCGCCCGGCUCCUCCGGGCUUUCCAAGAUGCUUUCUUUACAUGUCAAAAGAACGUGCUUCUGGCGAAGAGCCCGGCCACCCAUAUAGACGGUCUCUCUGCUCCUGCCAGCGGCAAGCCGGUUGCAGAGGAGCAGCAAGCCCUGCUGCAGCAGUGGCUGGAGGAAGGAGCUGGCGGGCUACACACCAAUGAUAGUACUUCAGAAUCGGAGAAAGGUUCCGCCGUUUUGGCUGCCGAGUGGCAGGAAGGCUCAGAACUACUCAUGAUGAGCUUAAGUGACCUGAACUUGCCACCACAAUCUGGGGACCAGGAGCAGCAGCAGCAGCAGCAGCAGAAUGAGGUCCAGACUGAACUACCUGCAGGACUCCAGGCGUUUGUAGAAAGCACACUGGCAAACUUACCAGUGGAGGGAAGAGCAGCCCUGGGAGACAAUGCUCUGUGGACAGCUGUAAGGACGCAGGAUGAUCCUCAGAUGGUUGAUGCUGCCCCCCUGUCCACAGAAGUCUGGAUUGAGGACCCUGCUGUCUUAGCCUGGAGUCCUGCACAAGAGACAGAGGUGGUGUCAACAGAGGGAGUUCUGUGGCCUUUCCAGAGCACUGGUCAAUUUCAGCCACUCCCACUAGAGAUACCUUAUCAUGAGAUUUUGUGGAGAGAUUGGGAGGAUCUUUCGGCUCAGGCCUGCAUCCCGGACCUGGGCUCUGAGGGAUUCUUUGAAUUCAGGGUCAUGUCCUACAACAUUCUGUCCCAGGACCUGAUAGAGCAAACCCCUCAUCUUUACAUGCAUUGCCAUCCAGACAUUCUGAACUGGACCUAUCGUUUCACAAAUCUCUUGCAGGAGAUUCAGCACUGGGAUCCGGAUGUUCUCUGUCUCCAAGAAGUUCAAGAAAAUCACUUUUGGGAGCAGCUGGAGCCAGCACUUAUGAUGAUAGGCUUUACCUGCAUCUACAAGCGACGGACAGGACGCAAGACGGAUGGGUGUGCAGUCUGCUACAAACAGAGCAAGUUCCAGUUGAUCAGCGCCAGCCCUGUUGAAUACUUCCGACCUGGCUUGGAUAUCCUCAACAGGGACAAUGUGGGCCUAGUGCUGCUGCUGCAGCCUGUGCUUCCGGAGACCUUGGGAGGCAAGGCAAUCAAGCCCUUAUGUGUGGCAAACACUCAUGUGUUGUACAACCCUCGUCGGGGAGAUAUCAAGCUGGCCCAGAUGGCUCUACUCCUGGCAGAGAUUGACAAGACUGCAAAGAUGGCAGAUGGCAAUUACUGCCCUGUCAUCUUAUGUGGGGACCUUAACUCUGUGCCUGAUUCGCCACUGUACAGAUUCAUCCGGAAUGGCCAGUUGUACUACCAUGGGAUGCCUGCCUGGAAGGUGUCUGGGCAGGAAGAAUUGUGUCAGAACCCACAUCAGCGGAAACUGCUGACUCCUCUCUGGCCUGCUAGCCUGGGUGUAACAGAUGGCUGCCAGUACAUCACUCUUUGCCAAAGCAAGAAGUCAGAUAGGCGCAAAUACAGCCGUGACUUCCUUCUUCAGUUUCGUUACUGUGCUGCUGCCUGCGAGCGGCCUGCAGAUUUGAUCCUUUUGGAAGGUGUGACAGAUGCAAAACCAGACUGUCCUGCACACUGGCCAAAGGAGCUCACUGUUGUGAACAACUCUGAUCCGGAACCGUUUUGUUCAAGGUAUCCAGGUAAUAUUCACCACAACCUCAACCUGACCUCUGUGUACAACCACUUCCUGCCUGAGAGAGGCCGCCCUGAGAUUACAACCAUGCCAAUGGGUGCAGGGGCCACAGUUGAUUACAUCUUCUACUCAGCAAAGCCAGUCAAGAAUCAUCAUGAUGAAUGCCGCAGGAUGUACCAAGAUGGAGCCCUCAAGUUGCUCGGCCGCCUCUCCCUCCUCUCUGAAGACAUCCUUUGGUCUGCAAACGGCCUGCCAAACCCUUUCUGCUCAUCUGAUCACCUCUGUCUUCUGGCCAGCUUUGGCCUCGAGAUCUCUGACUUCUGAUCAUGUGCCAGAACUCCAGGAUUCUCACGAGAGUUAGUCUGAGAAAAUCAUGCUGUUUUUGAAGUUUGCAUCAGCUAACUCAAAAAAAAAAUUCUUUUUUUCUCUCUUCUCUACCCUCACCCUUCCCUGUUUUGGAGAUACCCUUGGCUUUUCUCUCCUGUGCUUUUUCAUGAGGAAAUAUCCACUAGGCUUACCCUGUAAUGCUGCAGUCUAGUCUGAGCUUCACUGCCAGUUUAUGCCUGCCUUUACUCUGGCUGCUACACUAACCUUUCAAAAGGCAUCUUCCAGCAAAUGAUUAGAUGGUCCUUCUCUGCUCGGUGACUAUGCUUAGCCACCAUGAUCUAGAAGGCAGAUCCUAUAGGGCAAAGGCUUUGGCUAGCAGGAUGAGAGCUGAUUUGACCUGAGACUUUCCCUCCCCUCUCCCCUUUUUACAUGCAUUAUUUCCAGAAUAGUUGUGGUGGGGCUGAUUUCAGCAAGCAUGCAAAAUCACUUUUUGGAGGUGCUGCUUCUGCUCUUAACUUCCAGGGACAGGUGCUUGCUGGCUGGCAUGGCCUUCCAACCCCCUUGGAAUCACCUGACCAUACAGAGACGUGUUCUUUUCGGAUUCCACAACAAGAUUGCAUGAACAGCAGAGACAUUUGAAACCCUUCUGCAUUUGUUGCAGAAUUCUUUUUCUCUCAAUCCUUAUUGCAUUCUAUUCUCAGGUCUUCAGAAAGCUUUUGUUACUCUCUGUCUCUUACCCAUCGGGAUGGAAUUUUGUGCCUCAAGUCAGAAGGACGGAUUGGAAAAAAAAUGGUAGAAAAAUGGGAGGAAAGCUGCUUUGUUUACAGCUUGGAAGCCACAGCAUGAAGUCCCUCAGCUGGGCCUGGCCUGGCAGUUGCUGCUCAUUCUCUCUAAUCAUUGGGUUGCAGCUAAAGACUAGUGGUCAAACCUCUAGAUAACCCCACCCAUCUGUUCUUUGGUGCACAGAACCCACAUGAAUUACAUCAGCUGUGUGUGAGCCAUGCUGCAGUGUUUAUCUCAGAAAAGAAAAUGCAUUGGGAAUUUUCAGUAUUUUUAAUGUUUUGUUAACUUUGCAAAAUAAAAUUUUAUAAUUUCAGAACAGUUGUAAACUUAAGCUGCUUGAGAUGGGGUUGUGGAGGGGAGAACACAGGACGAAGCUGUGAAGUGCUUCAUUGGAGUUGUCUGUGGGAGGAGCCCUCUGGUGGAUAGUGCGGGCAAUGCUUAGGAUACAGGCGGCUUCAGUCUCAAAAUAUUUUCUCAGCAAAGCAUCAUCCAAAAAUGACAAAUGCUAUGUGCCUUUCCAAAGAGAUUAUCUCAGUACAACAGCUCCUUAAAAAGGCCCACAGCUCUGCUGGCUGGGGAAUGCUGGAAAUUGUAGGCUUUUUUUCUGGCUAAACAUGUACAAUUGUACCCUUAAUGACUUUGUAACUUAACAGCAGGGGAGGGCAGAAGAUCUACGAGGCCCGCUGGCUCCAAAGAGUUAAUAGUAAUCAUGUUGAAAAGAAAAAAAAACUUUUGUUAACAAAAUUAACCUUUUGUUAAUUGUUCAUGUUUCAGCUUUAGUGCUCAUUACAUGAAAAACGGGCAUUGCUUAGCUACCUGUACAUGUCUUGGGCUUUACAGCUCAGCUGACUGAUAGUUUAUGUUAGAUUAACUGACCAGUAGCAACUCAUAUUUGGAUUAGCUUUGUGUUCAAGGCAGCUUCAUACCAUCUUUUGCAUCUGAUGCCAUCCCUAAAGUUGCACCUGGCUAUAGGUAGUGGACUUUGAUGCUCCAAUAAAAAAAGGCAAAUCUGUGCACCUA